ACCCAACCAACGAUUUCAAAAAAGUGUCCAAGUGAGGGUGAAAGCACUGUACGCAGCACAACAAUCAAAAAAAUCUGUGCCCUUUUUUUCUUUUUUGUCUUUAAAAAUGGUGUUGACUCGAUUCCAACAAGCAAAUUUAAAUCAAAAUAGUCAUGAAGCCGUAUUAGUCAAAGAUCCUCCUUUGCUCACCAUUUCUCGUUCAAGUGAUUCCUUGGAGGAACCCGAUCUUUCAGAAACCACUGUCAAAGUCGAUUCAUUAUUGGAGCAAUUAGACGAUUUUGAGUGUUCAACCUUGGAUGCCUUAAUGGCUCGUUGGCCUUCCAUGCAUGCGAGACUUAAAGGCAUGAAACCUCACUUACCACCCAAAAAGGACGAUGACAAACCCACCUUAGUAUUGGACUUGGACGAGACGUUAUUACACACCUACCGCGAUACCCAUGACAAUGAAGGACAAGUGGAUUACGUGAUCUAUGCCAAAGACGGUAACAGCUGUUUACUAGCAGGAAGACUUCGACCUGGCGUUAUUGAGUUCUUGACUUGGGCGGCAAGUUCUUUUGAAGUAGUAGUUUGGACGGCAGGAAGAGAAGAUUAUGCACGCAUGGCUCGUGGCUGUCUUGAUCCUCACAACAAUCUCAUCACACAUAUGCUGACUCGUAAUUCCUGUAUACGUAUGCGAUCAGGAUCCACACGGGAAGUACUUUAUAUCAAGGAUUUGUGUGCUUUGGGUCGAGAUCUCAGCAAGACCUUUCUCGUGGAUAAUACACCCCAUGCAGCAUCCUUAAACCUAAGUAACCUGAUACCCAUCGAAGCCUAUGUAGGAGCCACAUCCGAUACAGAAUUAUCCGAAUUACGAAGAUUCUUAGAAGUUAAUUUGGUUCGUCUCACAGACAGAAAGGAUGAUAUGAGGAUCGUUUUGUACAGACAGUUUAAUUUGAAACGAAGGAUACGUGAACGUGUCGGUAAUUGGAAGCAACAACAACAACAACAACUGUUAAAGGAUCAAAAAUCAUAGUAAAUUUACAAACUCUCUGCAAACUCAUACCCACUCUUAUCACUAAACUGUAGCUAAGGGAACAUUCAGCAUGUAAAUUAUUAUCGACACCAUGUAUUCCUCUUAUUUUUCUUUAUAAAAAAAACGCGUAUUCAACCAGUAAUAAACAAACGAGGGCUGGUUACAACGCCGUCAUUUUUAUUUUCGCAUGUUCGAGU
Messenger RNA from Mucor mucedo, 1209 nucleotides. Its product is annotated as HAD-like domain-containing protein. The record is from RefSeq and is a predicted model, not a curated record. The coding region runs from base 107 to 1012 and encodes 301 amino acids. Gene Ontology annotation, molecular function: phosphoprotein phosphatase activity. NCBI's taxonomy places the organism in Eukaryota, Fungi, Mucoromycota, Mucoromycetes, Mucorales, Mucoraceae. The transcript has 4 exons.